GAGGGGAAGCAGUGAGGACAGAGUCCCUGUUCCGCAGACGGGAUGAGCGGGGGAGCAGAGCAAGCUGACAUCCUGACCGUGCUCUCCCUUGUCAAGGAACGAUGGAAAGUGGCGAAGAAGAUAGGGGGUGGUGGCUUUGGGGAGAUCUACGAAGCGGUGGACCUACUGACUCGGAUCAAUGUGGCGCUGAAGGUGGAGUCGGCGCAGCAACCCAAACAGGUGCUGAAGAUGGAGGUCGCUGUCCUGAAGAAGCUGCAGGGUAAAGAUCACGUGUGCCGCUUUGUGGGAUGUGGCCGCAACGACCGCUUUAACUAUGUGGUGAUGGAGCUUCAGGGACGAAACCUAGCGGAUCUGCGGAGAAGUAUGACACGAGGAACGUUCAGCAUCAGCACCACUCUGCGUCUGGGGCGCCAGAUCCUGGAGGCCAUAGAGAGCAUCCACUCUGUAGGCUUUCUGCAUCGUGACAUCAAACCGUCCAAUUUCGCCAUGGGCCGUUUCCCCAGUACCUGUCGGACCUGCUACAUGCUGGACUUUGGUUUAGCUCGCCAGUUUACCAACUCUUGUCAGGAAGUCCGACCACCCCGUCCUGUGGCAGGAUUCCGGGGAACAGUCCGCUAUGCGUCUGUCAAUGCUCACAAGAAUAAGGAGAUGGGUCGUCACGAUGACCUGUGGUCUCUCUUCUAUAUGCUGGUGGAGUUUCUGGUUGGUCAGUUGCCGUGGAGGAAGAUCAAAGACAAAGAACAUGUUGGGAAACUCAAGGAGUCUUAUGACCAUCGUUUGAUGCUCAAACAUCUCCCGGCUGAAUUUGGUGUGUUCUUGGAACACAUUUCCAACCUCGACUACUUCACCAAGCCAGACUACCAGCUGCUGAUGUCGGUGUUUGACAACAGCAUGAAAACAUACAACGUUGUGGAAAAUGACCCUUACGACUGGGAACGGACCAGCACAGAUGGCACUCUAACCAUCAGUGCUAGCGCCACAACACCGCAGCAUCACACCCGCCUCACACCUGCACACAUGGGUAUGGCGAAUGCCUCCCUGAUUCCCGGCGACCUGAUGCGAGAGAACACGGAUGAGGUUCUGCAGGACGAGCAGCUCAGCGACGUGGAGAACAAUCCUGCUCCUGACCGCAUGCUGGGCUCUCCCCUCCAUCCACAUCGACUUCAGGAGGCUGACGUCUGGGAGGAGCUGGAUCGAAACCGGAACCGCAUCAAGACGGCCGCCUGGAAGACAGCAACAGAGGAGGAACACAUCAACAACCAGGGCAACCCAGGACACCAGAGCCCCUACGCAGGUCCAAGCCUGGGCUCACCUGUCAAACUACACUCUGAGGUGGUCGCUUCAGAUCGUGAUGGCCCCCUGCUGAGAAAGCUGCGCAAUAUCCACAGCUUUGAGCUGGAGAGGAGGCUCGGACUGGACUCCAAGCCCGGUCCAGAACGUUUUCUGGAUGCAUGCAGCUCCGCUAAGCAGCUGCUUGGCACCCAGAACCAGGAGGAGGACGCUGCUGUUACCCCAGUAACUCAGGGUCAGGCUGUAGCUGCGGGGGAGCGCCCUGAGAGGAUCUGGCACUACAAUGAGGAGUACCUGUCUGGAUCCCGAGGUGGUUCGCCUAAGCCAGCUUCACCGGGAUCUUUGGAGCAGGGAGAGGGGGCUGUCAGUAGUGGCGGCUUUGUGGCCCUUAAUUUGAGCUCUGGGAGGCAAGAUGUUGACUCAAGGGAGUGGGUAAUAGUGGAGCGGCCUUGUGGCUCCCCAGGAGCCAAGGCUACACCCAACCGCUCAGAGGAGGACGAGGAGCUGGAGGUGCUCCAGCCAGAGGAACAAUCUCCUGGAUGGGAAAAGGCCAGUCCGGGCCCUAGCUCUGGAAAAGCUAAACAAGAAAGCAUGGCUUCCUCCAAGGGAAGCGCAAAAAUGGACAAGCUGGAGCUCAGUGUGGGCCCUGUUGGGGCUCUGCCCCCAAUUACUCCAACCAGCCCAGCUGAAGCUCUGGCUGAGGGAGUCCUCACCCAGCUCCCCACCUCUCCUCCAUCUCUACCCGAGGAAGUCGUGGUCCGGACAUCCAGCCCCAUCCCUCUGCGCUCUCCCAGCCCUCACACCCUCCUGACCACCUUGUCGGACCCACUGCACCUGCGCCAGCCGGCAGGCAUGAGGCGCAGCCAGUCCGUUGACCAGCCGCAACAAGAGCGCCCAUCCUCGUCCUCCUCCUGCCACGCCUCCCUUCCUCUACCACCAAACCCCACCCCUGGCACUCGUUCGCCCAGUCGCAGGAAACUGCCGGCCAUCCCUGCUGGCGCUGCCAAUACCAAGUUUCCCUCAGUCAUACGCAUCACCCGUGCCCAGCUUCAGCAGCUGACAGCUCAGCGUCCUUCUGGACUGUCCUCUCAGUCAGGAUCAGAUAGUGCUCCACAGUGCCUCCUGCUGGAGAGGCGUGGUGAUGCUGAAGCUGAGGCUCAGCAGAUCCAGGAGCACACACGGGACGUGAGCUCCCCCCAGGAUCAUGUGCCCUCUCAUCCAGGGACACCAACUGAGCCCCUGGCUGAAACACUGGUCAAUGGAGACAGCCACACCAAAGCUCAAAGCCCUGUGCCAAGCCACAUGCCCUCACCUCGCUCAGCCUGUUCGCCAUGCUCCCCAUCCUCUCCUCGCUCUCCUCGCUCUCCUCGCUCUCCUCGCUCUCCAGUGUUUACUAACGGUCGCCUCUCUCCUUCUGUCAACACCCAAAAGAAUUUAAGCAACGGCGCGUCCCCCAAGCUAAAAGACCCUGACAAUGAUUCUAGCCCCGCUCACUGUGCCACAGUGACCCAAAUAAAGGCAGAAGAGGGCAGUGAGGUGGCAUCAGAGCAGCUUCAAGGCCUAACUGCCUCUUCUCCUACUGCCCCCCGUAAGGACCCCAGUCGCAGGCAGAGUCGCAUCCCCGUGCUCGAGCCCUCGAGCCUGCUGGACCUUCCUCCCCCAGGUUCUGCCAAGGAGAAACUCCUGCAGAAAAAAGCCAGCCACCAGACCUCGGUCCCCUCUCCCACCGCCUCGCCGUCCCUCUCCGACAGGCGUGGACCCAUAAUGGCCUCCCUGACUAAGGACCCACUGUCCUCCACUUCUGACCGCUCUCAGGAUGAGGACUCUCUCAUGGGCUCUCCUUCUGACCGCCAGGGAGACGACGCUCAGUCUCUCUCCUCCUCGUCCAGCCCCCUGUCCCGCAAGAGCCGGAUCCCCCGUCCUGUUCAUUCAGCCUCCUCUGCCGAGCAGCUGGCUGCACAGUUCCUGCCACGCCCGCCCCCUGGAAAGCCGCCGGGUCGCUCCACAGUGGAGGGCAGGCUCAGGCGUUACCGCAUCCGGGCCAGCAGCACCAGUGACUCAGACCUCCUGUCGUGCCUCGCUCAGCUGAUGCAUGGCUCUCGUGGCUCGCCACUUCACCACCGCUCCUCGGCCCAGCACGGAGGCUCCAGGAUGGGGGGCAUCCACAGCCUGACCAGCUCCCCGCACCACCACUACCACCGCAGCUCCAGCGCCUCCCCGCGCAGUUCCUCCUCCCUGCAGCGCUCGGUCAGCUCCUCGCCUUCCCGCCACGAGCACCGCGUCGGCGGCGGAGGCAGCUGCUUGGGCCGCAGCCGCUCCCCUCCCAGCUUUUCGGGCUCGCCGCCUCCCCGCCGCUUCUACCUCCACCACCAGGAGACUUGCUGUAGCCGCCAGGCACGCACGGGCCCCUUCCACCUGUCCAGAGGGAAGGGCUGUAGCAGAGAGGGCAAAUGCUCCAGCAAGCUGAGCAGAUAG
Messenger RNA from Menidia menidia (Atlantic silverside), 3765 nucleotides. NCBI's taxonomy places the organism in Eukaryota, Metazoa, Chordata, Actinopteri, Atheriniformes, Atherinopsidae. The record is from the annotation of a GenBank genome assembly.